This is a messenger RNA of Megalopta genalis, 3966 nucleotides long. RefSeq names its product spatzle 5 Toll-1 receptor (gene spz5). Gene Ontology annotation, molecular function: growth factor activity; Toll binding. The record is from RefSeq and is a predicted model, not a curated record. Gene Ontology annotation, biological process: central nervous system formation; innate immune response. Lineage: Eukaryota; Metazoa; Arthropoda; Insecta; Hymenoptera; Halictidae. Gene Ontology annotation, cellular component: extracellular region.
UAGGAGCACCCACGUUGCCGUGGGUAAGACCGUCGCGCGUAAAACACCGUCGGACGGACUCUGACAGCGGCCGAACCCGGCGGAGCAGGAGCACAGCGACUGGCGCCGGCUGGCCUUAGGUAGCCGAUGCUUGCGAGCGCGUCCACAGUGUGACCGGGCGGUGAUCAACCGAGCACUCCGUCCUCAUUUUCCUGGUCUCCCGAUCGUUUUCAGUGAAGUGCAGUGAGGAAGUGCGAUUACCGAGUGUCCGUGUCAAGCCGCCAAGUGUUUAGCCUCUGCAAAGUCGCCCAGGUAAGCCGACCGGCAACAGAGUCAGCGAUUUCUUAAACGGCCUUAAAUCAGCCAAGUGUGACAAGUCGUUUGUGAAACCGCCUGUACGCAGGUAGAACGACCUACAUCCGCGCGUAGGGGUGAAGCCACCCUCUCGGGUCUGGGCGAACGAUAUCGCUGGGAGGCGAUCUUUUGAUCGGCACAGCCGCGAAUGGAAUUUGGAAAUUGGAUUCCGCGGAGCGUGAAAUUUUUGAACGGCAACGGCGAUAGCGAGCCGCCGGUUUCCCGAAACCGGUGAACAAUGGUUUCACACUUGGCCGGCGUUCCUUAGAAAUUUUCCUCGGCGGCGCGGUCUAUCGCCGAGUUUCAUCGGCUGCCCGGAUGCAAUAACAGUCGCCGCGCGGUGCCGACGUUGGAGGCUCGUUUGCCGCUCCUGAACGCUUAUCGGCGCGGCCAUUGUUUAAUUGUUUCUCAAUUCGCACAGUUUACCGGCGGGAAACCGAAGCCAGCCAGCCGGCGGCCGCGCACCGUGAUCGUUAUCCAGCCGCGGGGAACAAUAGCUGUCAACAGUCGGGCGACUAGAUGAUUACGUGUCGGUGGUUCCGCGAUCCGCACAGCUCGCCUAGGCGCAUCCUCUGCAACGCGGUUACCGGCACGCGCUCGCCCGCCCGCUUCGGAUACCUGUUCCUCGUGUCACCGUCGAUCCCCGCGACGAUAAUUAUGUGAUCGAACCGUCGCGUUUCCGUCGUGACACCUGCCCCGCGAAAGGUGCGCGCCGCGCGAUCCAACGGACGAUAACGCGGACCGUCGCGACAGCUCAGUUCUGCCGAAGUGUCAGUGGAGAUCGAUCCUGCACCCUCGACGGGACCCCGCCGAAAUGAGGCCGCUGCUGGACACGCUGAUCAUCCUGUCCUUGGCGAACGCGCACAGCCAGCCGUGCAUCGAAUACGGAUGCCCAGGACGACCGCAGUUAGAGCCUUUUGUUCCCGCGCCACCGGGGCACACGCCUAAUUGCGCGAAGCCGGGCCAGACGUUCUGCGAGAGCCCAGAUCAUUAUCCCCGCCAGCUGAUCAAGUUCCUCGCGGACAAAUGCAGCUUCGACUUCAGCUCCGUGCUGAGGGACGAGUCCAAAGACGACUUCAAUGCUCGCUGGCCGGUGCCAGAUUACUCCGAGGGUUACGAUUACCCCCAGCGGGGUCAGCCGCAAAUACACUCGCAGUCGUUACCAUUCCUGCCGCCACGGUUUCCUCCACGAGGGCAUCCCACAUUGCCUUAUGGGUCGCCAUUGAACGACACUCAACAAAAUGGUUACAGGUAUAAUUCACCAGAUCAAAGCCACAGAAAUCCGUUUCUGAGCACAGAUAGUCCCGCUCAUCCACGGACGCAACCUUUGAACUCCUUCAAUCAGGGUCAAGCAUGGUGGAGUCCCAGGUAUACGCGGGAAAGUAAAACGCCACCUCGCACCCUGUACGAGAACCCGCUGUUGAGGUACAGCAAAUUGGCCAGGCAACGUCAGAAAAGACAGGGUAAUCCUGAAGCAAUUUACCUUUGCCCGACCGAAACCCAGUACCGCGUGCCGAAGGCAGCACUGAACGACCAGGGAAAUUGGAUGUACAUCGUCAACCACGAGGAACAGUCUAAGAAGUACACGCAGCUUGUGAAGAUGGAGAUAUGCACACAAACCAUGUGCAACGGGAUCUGUUCUCUGCCUUUGGGCUACACCAGCCAGUGCAAACAACAGUUCGUGCAGAAAAGGCUAGUGGCGUUGAAAGGAAGUGGCGAUCAGCUGUACACCGACGUGUUCUGGUUCCCCCAUGGCUGCACCUGCGAGAUCAUGUUCACUGCCUGAGAUUGCUCUCAGUCGGUACCGAUUAUCGGUAUGGGACACAGUAUUAUGGGCAACCGGAAACCUGUCGAGGAGAAUGAGUCACGCGGAACUGACCAAGAACACGCACGAGAAAGAAUCUGCAUGGUUUCAGAAUGAUGGAAGACUUAGGGUAGAAAAACUAUUUCACCUUGGAAUCCAAUUGUUCGAGUCGUUUGCUACUUAUUUAUUGGCACACUAGUUACAUACGUCGAUUUAGUUACUUUUCUACUGCAGCAUAGUUAACCUUCGUUUAAAAAUCGUUGGAGUGAUUUAACUCCCUUUUGCAUUGCUAUACACGUUCAUUCGCAGACUUAGAGUGUACUAAUGAUCAGACUGCGGAUCUUUAUGCUAAAAAUUGUCUUCAUCGAUUACGAGACAUAGGAGUCAAACGCGAGUUUUCUUUCCACUUUAAUAAUUUUUAUAAGUUCAAAUUAAUAAAAUCAACGUUCGCAGUUUCUUUUAACGUUGACGCAGUUUUAAAUUGCGCCUACUCAAUUUUGCCAUAAACGCAUAAAAUCCGCAGUCUAGUAAUGAUUUAUGGUGUACUUAAUUGAUCGAGUGCUUACACUUGAAUUAGUUUUCCCCCAGAUUUCGAUGCAGUUAGAUACCCGCCGUUGGUAAAGUAGGAUGUGAAAACAAUCGUCGAUUCGAUUUUAGGGAACAGAAAGUUUGUGGAAUAAUAGGGACACGUGAGAUCAAGCCAUGAAACUAAAAUAUAAUGAUAGAUCUAUUUGUACAAGUUACACGCGAAUACAGCUAUUUAGGUAGAAUCAAUUGACUCGCUGGGGAAUUCACGACAACCUCGGUAAUACAGAUUCCUGGACAGAACGUAAUACCAUGGGAGACCACGGUGAGUCGCAAUUUUCGUGCCUCGCCGCUGGAUGUCGCCACCGACCGCAAUAUUUCAAUCCUCGCGCACCGUUUCCUAUGGGACGACGUACCUUUGUAUCUUCGAAUCCCUGCGAAAUUAUGCGACACGAAAUAAAAUGCAUUCAAUUUUCAUACCGCGUCCACCGAAACGAUAUUUUACCUUUCCGCGUAGAAAAAUGCAAACGAAACCACGGAUUUCUUGCGAAAAGAAACUGAAACGCGUGCAGGUCCGUGAGUUCAUGGACCAUCGAUCGUCGCGUAAACUCAUAAAAAUUGCUCCUAAGUAUAGCAGUCGUCACUUCCCCAAGGUCGGUAAUCACGACGACGCAUAUUUACGCAUUCCGCAAAUUUAUCGCGCGCGUAUCGACCAACUUGUUGUAACACUUUCAUACGUCUUUCGUGGGAUAGAAAAAAAAGAACGUUUGCGGUUAAAAUUCAUACGAGCACGGUGACCCACAGCACCAUUAUUCGCGUUGCUGCUACAAUAUUGUUAUCGACCAUCCGCGCAGAAAGAUGAAUUGACUCGUUGUUUCCAUUCGACAUUAUCUCUUCGUGGCUCGUUACGUUCUUUCUCAAUCGUUCAAUGAAGAAAAGAACGCGGCACAAUGUGGCAAAGAGUUGCUGCUGAAUAAUAGUGGAUAAUUAUACAUUCAGAAAAAAAAUUCCAUCGCUGCGUUGCGCCAUUUACAAACGUCAUUGGUAUAUGUCAUUGUAUUAUAUAAAUUAUAUGAAUUGUAAAUUAUUUUAUAGCGCUUACGUUUUGGGACAACGAUACGGAUCUUUUGUUCAUUCGUAAUGUAAUUUCACGCGGGCCGGUCAUCAUCGUAACGUCGUAAGAAUUAAUUUUGUGUUAUUUAUAAGUUCAAGGUCAUAGUAUAAUACGUCGUCGAAUUUGUUUCAAGGAGCUGCAUAUCUUUGAACUAUUAAAUACGAGGGAAAAUAAAAAUGUUUUAUAGGAG